GGAACUUUUAUUUUUCGGUAUAACAAUCGUCACGCUGCGAGUCUGAAGUGAGGACAAUUUUAAAGUCGCAUGUUAAAAUGUCUUCUGGCAAAAACUUUAGAAGGAGAAGAAAUUCUUCAGACGUGGAAGAGGAUGAAACAACUCAGGAAGUCAGAUGUAAAGUAGAAGAGGCCAAAGAGCUACAGAGUUUGCGGCGACGACAGAAGGGAGUCAGCGUAACUGCCUUACUAGUUGGAGAAAAAUUGCCACCUGAGGCUGAGAUUGAUAAUGACCCGUUCAAGCUCAAAACUGGAGGGGUUGUGGACAUGAAGAAAGUCAAGGAUCGCAAUCGAGACAUGACAGAGGACGAUACAGACCUUAACUUGGGUACCUCCUUUUCAGCUGAGACAAACAGACGAGACGAAGAUGCUGACAUGAUGAAAUACAUUGAAACAGAACUGAGACGAAAGAAGGGCCUUGUAGAAGCAGAGGAACAAAAAGUCAAGGUGAAAAAUGCGGAGGACCACCUGUACGAGCUGCCUGAGAACAUCCGCGUCAACUCUGCCAAGAAGACAGAGGAAAUGUUGUCCAAUCAGAUGCUGAGUGGAAUCCCUGAAGUCGACCUUGGUAUUGAUGCAAAGAUAAAGAACAUCAUCCAGACAGAGGAAGCCAAAGCUAAACUGCUUGCGGAACAACGGAACAAGAAAAAAGACAACGGAACAUCAUUUGUGCCUACCAACAUUGCUGUCAACUAUGUCCAGCACAACCGCUUCUAUCAUGAGGAUUCCAAUGCAGCUCAGAGGCACCACCACAGACGAGAGAGAGAGGAACCCAAACCAAGACCGCUGCGUGUGGGGGACACUGAGAAACCUGGGACAGAGACGUCAGAGCCACCUAACUUCCGCAAACGACCAAAUAACGAAAAGGCCACUGAUGACUACCAUUAUGAGAAGUUCAAGAAGAUGAAUCGACGAUAUUAAUAUUUUGACGCCCGCCAUCUGCUGAAAAUGAAGCCUCCUAUCCACCAAAUGGACAAAUAAAAAGGCUGCCAGUGUAUUAUGAGGAAAAGACAAGGUUGACGUCGAAAGACAUGGAAUUAUUCAAAUGAAUGGGUGUUUACAAAUUGAGGCAGACUCAAAAUAUCGAUACUGCACCAUGAAUUAACGAAAGGUGUGUACUGUCUAUCGGUAUAUUAAACAGAUGGGAAAGGGAAAGAAAAGCAAAUGUCAACAGACUGAAUAGUCACAUAUGAAUACGCAAAGUUCCUCGAAGUAUUGUUACGUAACGGGUGACAAGAUUGAUUUCACUCCCCCUUUUGUAUGCAAGUUAUUUCUGACGAAAAAUAGCUCUUGGUGAUUACCAUAAGGUAGUUGAGGAAACAUCUUUUGAGGUUGACUCUUCUGACCUCCUGAAGCUGCGAACCUUGACGAUGAGCUUUGUAAAUAAUGUACAUAUUUUAAAUGUCAUUACGGGCAUUUCUUUGAAUUAAAAACAACUUAAUCGCA
Hippocampus zosterae (dwarf seahorse) is the source of this 1484-nucleotide messenger RNA. It is a transcript of the gene c6h9orf78, whose product is annotated as chromosome 6 C9orf78 homolog. Gene Ontology annotation, biological process: mRNA splicing, via spliceosome. Gene Ontology annotation, cellular component: spliceosomal complex. The record is from RefSeq and is a predicted model, not a curated record. The transcript is spliced from 9 exons. Bases 78 to 959 code for a protein of 293 amino acids. Lineage: Eukaryota; Metazoa; Chordata; Actinopteri; Syngnathiformes; Syngnathidae.